This is a messenger RNA of Hyaloscypha bicolor E, 997 nucleotides long. RefSeq lists its product as uncharacterized. The record is from RefSeq and is a predicted model, not a curated record. The transcript has 3 exons. The coding region runs from base 213 to 914 and encodes 233 amino acids. Lineage: Eukaryota; Fungi; Ascomycota; Leotiomycetes; Helotiales; Hyaloscyphaceae.
GUCGGCUCUUCCAUUUCCAUUCCCAUCCGGUUCAUCUUUUCUGUUUAUCUUUCAGUUCUCCCAUUCACUUCAAUUCUUGAGUAACUGUACACAUUCCCUUCGAAGCAUCCUAAUUGUCGGCCAGUACGACAGCAGCGCUAGACGCCUUCAUAUAUACCAUCAACAACCUCACAUUCGUUAAGAUCAGGAUCUUCCUUCAAUAAACCGUCAAUAUGCAAUUCUUAACUUUCGCGCUGUCUGCUCUGAGCAUUGGCUCUGCUCUCGCAACAACCACCUCCUCGGCCCCCUCCUCUGCCAGCACCUCAACAGGCCAAGUCGUCGUGCACGCCGUGAAAGUCGGCAGCGCAAACGGCUCCCUCACCUACUCGCCCAACAACAUCAAAGCCGCCGUCGGCGACAUGGUGCAGUUCCAGUUCGCGCCCAACAACCACACCGUGACACAAUCCACCUUCGCGCAGCCCUGCCAACCCAUCUCCUUGAACUCACCCGGCACAACUGGUUUCUUCAGCGGUUUCAUGCCCGUAGCGAGCACCGCGACGACAACGCCGACGUACACGAUCAUGAUCAACACCACGAGCGCGAUUUGGAUUUAUUGCUCGCAGGGGAUGCAUUGUCAGAAGGGGAUGGUAAUGGUGAUUAAUGAAGUCGCAUCCUCAAACAAAACCCUUGCUGCCUUCAAAGCCCUCGCCGCCCAAGCAACCGCCAAUCUUCCCGGCACCGCGACAUCCGGUUCGUCCGGGACAUCCGGCACCUCGGGCACGUCCGGCUCGUCCAGCACUCCAGGCUCCGACUCGGGCUCGGCCUCCAGCACGACAUCCGCAGGCAGCGCCAAGUCGACGACAUCCGGAUCGUCAGUCGUACGGGCGAGCCUUAUGGGCGGUGUUGUGGCGAUGUUUGCUGUGCUUCUGCUAUGAAUUAUUUGAUGGAGCAGAGCUCUUGUUCUAUUCAGCUGCUCAGUUUUGAGCGAGUGGAAAAAGUUGAGGAACUAGUGGUGGUG